AAUAGAUCUUCGAUCUCCCAGCUUGACAAUACCACCCGCUGAAAUCCCCCCCUUCACUACCACUACCGCUACAUACCACCACCGCCAUGUCGACCCCCGCCAAAGCCACCAACACCUCCCAGCCGCAAGCCGUCCAGAUGUCGGUGAUGGGCACCCCGUCGCAGGCUGAGAACGGCACCGCGGGCAAGCACGGGCAGCACUGCGAGCACAAGUCUUCGCGCAUGCGGGGCGCUGGUGCCGGAAAGGACUGCCUGAUGGGCGCGCUCGGCUGCUUCCUCUGCUUCGAGUGCUGUGAGGUGUGUUGCAAGCGGCCUCGUGGACUCCGUCCGUGCUCGGCGCUGUUGAUACUGACGCAACGUGUUAGGGCUGCUGCGAGUGCUUUGCCGAUAUUAUCUGCUGCCCCUGCGAGAUGUGCUGCUAGAGUGUUGCUACGACCGUCUUAUCCUCGAACCUGUGCCUCGUGUACCCCGUCCGACCUCGUUAAUGUACCGAGAUGGACACCUACGUCGGCUCCUGUAGUCCUGCUGCAACCUGUUCCAUCGAGUCCGUUGACUGUAUUGGCUUUGGUCAUAUUGAUUGCGCUGGUCCAAGGCUAUUUUAAGAACGUAUCUGCGUGCGACCGACGCCCCAGCUAUGAACAUGCUCAUGACAUCAUGCACGCUGAUCCCUCCUCGAGCCUAUAAAUGUCUCGUUCCCUCCAGAUCCCUGCACCUCUCCACCUAUCUUCCUGCACUCCCACCAUGUCUGCUCCCGCGAAAACCACCACCAACGCGCAACCACAGGCGACCGAAAUGAGUACGUUCUGAGCACUGAGCCGAGCGACUGUCGGCUGUGUGUCAAUCCGCCUUAUCAGGCGUCCUCCCGAAGACCCCAGCCCAGGCUGAGCAUGGUGCUUGCCAACACCACGAACGCAACACUUGGCGCAUGCGGGGUGCCGGUGCGGGCAAGGUCUGUCUUUCUUGAUCACACAUGGCCCGCUCGCCUCGCAGAGUCUGACCUGCGGUGACUCCCCCCACCAGGACUGCUUCCUCGGGGCACUCGCCUGUUUCUUCUGCUGCGGUACGUCCCGGCUCCGAGCCCUUUCACACUCGAUCCGCGAGGGGACGCUGACGGACUUCGCACUUGUGCAGAGGGAUGCGAGGUGCGUCGAGCUCCGAUACGCCGCCGCCGGUGGAGCGCUGAUCUCAUGGGCCCCCGUAGGACUGCUGCGAGUGUGUCGCCGACAUCGUCUGUGCGUACCACCCAUCCUGCUUACCUGCUUGAUCCACGGGUCGUCGGCUGAACGCACUUCCCACCAGGCUGCCCGUGCGAAAUGUGCUGUUAGAAUGCUUGGUGCUGUAACAACUUGUGCCCGCGUGUACCAUAGGAUCCAAAAAGAACUUGUAGUAGUAAAAUAUGACAGAUGGUCGAGACUGCACUCGUAUAGUGCUGUAUGGACGUUAACUUUGCCUUGGAAGUCCUGUGCAGCGAGAUCAUGAAAGCCUCGACGGAUGACAACGUCGUGGUGAUUGGGUAAGUGCAAGGUGACAAGGCGGACAAAG
Molecule: messenger RNA, 1541 nt
Organism: Mycena citricolor
Lineage: Eukaryota; Fungi; Basidiomycota; Agaricomycetes; Agaricales; Mycenaceae
Source: the annotation of a GenBank genome assembly